Vollenhovia emeryi is the source of this 14429-nucleotide messenger RNA. RefSeq names its product homeodomain-interacting protein kinase 2 (gene Hipk). Lineage: Eukaryota; Metazoa; Arthropoda; Insecta; Hymenoptera; Formicidae. The transcript is spliced from 18 exons. The coding region runs from base 262 to 4308 and encodes 1348 amino acids. Gene Ontology annotation, molecular function: ATP binding; protein serine/threonine kinase activity; protein tyrosine kinase activity. The record is from RefSeq and is a predicted model, not a curated record. Gene Ontology annotation, biological process: peptidyl-threonine phosphorylation; peptidyl-serine phosphorylation. Gene Ontology annotation, cellular component: cytoplasm; nucleus.
GUCGUCGUCGUCGUGCUCGUCAUCGUCGUCGCCGUCGUCGCCGUCGCUCCUCUCUCAGUCGCUCUCGCCGGGGGCCACCGCACCGAAGGCGUCCGCGCGACGAGCCAGACCAGCCGCUACGCAAGAUGGCUGUGUGUCGCUGACGGGAGGCCGACAAACCGGACAGGGGUACAGACAGCCUGCGGAUAAGCGGAACAUGCGGCUACGUGACCGUCGGGCCCGUCCCUGAAGAGAGAGACACUGGCCAAGAAGCGAGAGGGAAUGUGUGACAUGUUCAUCCAAACACAGCAGACGAGUAGCGUCAACGGCAGCAGCAGCAGCAGCAGCAGCAGCAGCAGCAACAACACCGUUCACCACCACAGCAAGAAGCGCAAGUUGGACUACAACGUGAGUCAACCGGUGAUCCAGCACGCAUUGGUCCAAUCGACCAGCGACUACCAAUUGGACAAUACCGGUCUGCAACAACGGUACUCCGUGAACGGUCCUAAUCACGCGUUUCCCACGCUGCCCAACAAUGUGCUGCAGAAGAGUAGCCCGAACCAGCAAACCGUGGUACGAGCCUCGACGAUCAAGCUCGUAGACUCGUAUACACGUGGUGGUGUCCCGAAGAGAAAGCUUUGGCCGGAGGAAGGUAAUGGUGACAACUCGGCAGUCCACUCCUCCAACCCGACUACGGUGGUUAGCACUGUAGGGCCGCCGCACCAUACCCAACAGCAGCUGUCGCAACAACAGCAGCAACAGCACAGCAGCAAGCAGACGAGCAUGACGGCGCAUAGCAAGCAAGUGGCCAACGCGGCCAACGGCGGCGGUAGCAGCAAUCCCCAGGGCGACGGGGACUACCAUUUGGUGCAGCACGAAGUCCUCUACUCCAUGACCAAUCAGUAUGAGGUCCUCGAGUUUCUCGGCAGAGGUACUUUCGGGCAGGUCGUAAAAUGUUGGAAGAAAGGGACGAGCGACAUAGUAGCCAUCAAAAUUCUAAAGAACCAUCCAUCGUACGCGCGCCAAGGUCAGAUUGAGGUCUCCAUCCUGUCUCGACUUAGUCAGGAAAAUGCGGACGAGUUCAAUUUCGUGCGCGCCUACGAGUGCUUCCAGCACAAGUCACAUACCUGUUUGGUAUUCGAAAUGCUGGAGCAGAACCUCUACGAUUUCUUGAAGCAGAAUAAAUUCUCACCCCUACCUCUCAAGUACAUCAGGCCCAUUCUCCAGCAAGUAUUGACCGCGCUAUUGAAACUGAAGCAAUUAGGAUUGAUACACGCCGAUUUGAAACCGGAGAACAUUAUGCUGGUGGAUCCAAUGCGUCAGCCCUAUCGAGUGAAAGUCAUCGAUUUCGGAUCGGCCUCGCACGUGUCCAAAGCCGUCUGUAACACCUAUCUACAAUCGCGUUACUACCGCGCACCCGAGAUCAUACUGGGACUUCCGUAUUGUGAAGCGAUAGAUAUGUGGUCGCUUGGCUGCGUGGUCGCAGAAUUGUUUCUGGGAUGGCCUUUAUACCCGGGCAGCUCCGAGUACGAUCAGAUUCGAUAUAUAAGUCAAACGCAGGGCCUACCGACGGAGCACAUGCUGAACAACGCCAGCAAAACAACAAAAUUCUUUUACCGGGACGUGGACAGCACAUAUCCAUUUUGGCGAUUAAAGACACCGGAAGAGCACGAGGCAGAGACUGGUAUCAAAUCCAAGGAAGCGAGAAAAUAUAUUUUUAAUUGCCUUGACGAUAUCGGUCAGGUUAAUGUACCGACUGACUUGGACGGCGGUCAACUCUUGCCCGAGAAAGCGGACAGGCGAGAGUUCAUUGACCUCUUGAAGAGGAUGCUUACAAUGGACCAGGUAGAGCGCCGUAUAACACCCGGCGAGGCACUGAACCACGCGUUUGUUACUCUGGCACAUCUAAUUGAUUACGCGCAUUGUAACAACGUCAAAGCUUCCGUCCAGAUGAUGGAGGUUUGCAGGCGCGCGGGAGACUUUACAUCGAGUCCUGCGCAUCAUCAGGCUCCGCCGGCGCCUCAGCCACCUCCACCAACGUCUUUAGUAGCCAAUUUUGUACCGACCACUAACGGCAGCGCGGUGACUCUCACCUUCAACAAUCAAUUGUCUAAUCAAGUGCAGCGAUUAGUCAGGGAGCAUCGUACCGCGCAAACAGGAUACGACAGUCUGUACCAAAUAUAUAGCAACAGCAGUCGACGGGCGACACAAUAUAGCGGUUCAUCCAGCGGAUCCAACAGCGGACGAAGUGGCGUGCACGAUUUUCCGCAUCAGUUGGUGCCCGGCAUAUUGUGUCCACCGCAUGGCUACCAGACUAUGCCAAGUCCUGCGAAGCACGUAGUUGUUGCUCAACAAUUUAUUCGGCAGCCACCGCAAGCGCAACAAGCACCCCUGCAAAUACAAUCGUCCAUUAUAUCGCAACAGGCUGUGGCCGCGGCGGCUGCAGCUGCCCAGCAACAAUAUGCUGCAGUUCCCGUGUCUAUGGUCGAGACUGGCCGGCAAAUGUUGCUUACCAAUGCUGUACAGACAUCUUGGCCUGGUGGAAGCCGUCAGAUGGCUGCGAUCGUACCGUCGUGGCAGCAAUUACCGCCGCAGCACAUUCAGCAACCACUGCUCAGCGAUACCGGAGACUGGGGGAGGCCCCUCAUCGUCGAUAGUUCUGCUAUUCUACAGCGGCCGGUAUUUCCUGUCGCGGAAGUUUACAAUGCUAGUGCACUCGUCGAGCAUCCGUCGCAGAGCUGGGGCAAGCGCACCAUCACCAAACAUCACCAGCAUCACGUGACGGUACCUCAGCAGACUCAGCACAGGCAUGAACACAAGAAGGAGACGCAACAGCUGAGCCCGGUGAAGAAACGGGUCAAGGAGAGCUCGCCGCCGAUGAUCCUGCGACGGCCCUCGCCGUUGAACAACCAUUGGCAAGAGCAGUCGGUGCAGUCUCAUCAUCACAGUAGCAAGCACAGUAGUAGUCAUAACGUGGAACAUCAACCAGUCGCAUCCGUGCGACAGCAGACCAUCACGAUUGACGACACGCCUUCGCCAGCCGUCUCGAUUAUCACGAUCAGUGAUAGUGAAGAUGAGGCACCUGGAAAAUGCUGUGGAGACCGUCAGUGCAGCGCCUGUCAAAGUUUGGCAACUCGCCUGUCGGGCGACGGACGUCCUGUCCGUGAAGAAGUCAUACGAAGCACUCAAUCGACGCCGCGCGUUGUACAGCCGAUGCAGCAGUCGGGGCACGCGAGCAGUCAGCAGCAUACGAGCGGGCAUGUCUCGACGCACAGCAGCUCGUCGUCGCAUCGGACGCAGCGCAAAAAUGUCAUUAGUUGUGUCACCGUUGGCGACAGCGACGGCGAAGCCAGCCCGAGCCGCUCGCAUGCUCAUUUAUAUCUGCCGCAACACCCGCAGCAUCAGCAGACCACGCAGUUAAUUAAGCACGAGCCGCAGCAACAACAUCACGUUAGCAGCUCGGGGUAUUCCUCUCAGUCACAAAAGAAGCGGCUGUUGGCGAAGGUGCAGUCCGAAUGCAACAUGGUGAACGUCGCGACGAAGCUGGAACCCGGUGUCGAGUACCUUGCUCCACAUCCGUGUCAUGCGCCAGCUUGCAAAGAGCCACCGACCUAUCAGGAUGACGUCUAUGACAUAUAUGACCCCUGCUUGCAGUAUGUGACCACGAGUAGUGCGCAUCCUCAUCUCCAAGAGCAGCAUAUUGUGUACACAACCGGCACGGACAAACGAGUGUCCUGGCCUGGGAAGCGAGCCGAGUACAAGCACGAGUACGUUCAACCACCGGCUGCUCACUCGAGAGAUCAUCAGAAGUGGGUGGUGGCCAAUCCCGUGCAAUAUAGGCAGAGCCAGGUAGUAGGUACGGCACCCCAUCCGGGUCAUAGCCACAACCAUCACGGGCAUCCGGCCGCUCAUCUAAGUCCUGGCGGCAGCGGCGGUGGUAGGAGUCCCGUCGGGGGGCCCGUGAUAGGAAGCGCCCAGCACUUGGGACAGCCUCUCUACCAGGAAUACGCUCACGUGCGCUCGAGAGCCCACGCGGUGCCGCCUCCUGUGUACGUUACCGCGGCGCCAUCGCAGGCUGCUACCGCUAUCCAGCAGCAACAAGUGCCCGCGUAUCAGGGAUUCACGCCCGGCUCGUCUCCAUUAACGUUGUAUGAUUCUAGUCGAGCGUUGCCACCGCCAGCUCAUCACAGCUCGGCCAGACCGUUACUGGCGAGUCACGCAGCACAUCCGUUGCCUGCGCAUAUGCAGCCUACAGCCGUUUAUGGAUUGGCCCCGCUUUCGCCAGCCAAACACCAAUACCAACCUUCUGGUUUAUGGUUUACCGAAUAAAUUAUUCCCGUCGGGCCGUGGAUAAGAGUUGUGUACGAAGAAAUAACUAACAAGUAAUUGUACGAUCUUCUGGGAACUUACGAGCCGCCCGUGUGCCAAUCAGCGAACGUGUAAUCGACGAAAACGUUAACGGAGAAAGAGAAGUGUCAUAAUUUCCCCGUUUUCGUGCACCUGGCCAGUAAGCGAAGCGGGUAGGGAGCGUCCGAAACCGCUGCGCGAUUCGCGCGCACGAUCGGUAGCACGAUAACGCCGCGCGCUCACGAACGAGCGAGUUCGCCGAGAUGAGCAGGGAGCAGGGGUGCGUUAAGGCAAAAAUUCUGACAAUCCGUCCUAUAUAUAAGCAGCGACCACUCCCUUCCGACCGCUCUCGUAGGAAUGCGAGACACGAGAUCACGGUCAAUGUAACUAGAUCUCUUUGUAUAUGUUUGUUACGUAUCUUAUGUGUCCGAAACAAUUCCAUCGUCUUACCGUGACAAUUUCACAAGGGGAAAAGCGAACCGAGGGGAAAGACUGUCCCUACUUUGACGCGCGAUUGUACGUGAACUGAUUUCUCACGAGAUUUGUCAUCCGGCACACUUGUUUCUUUUUUGUCUCUUCAAUUUCGGGAAUACACGCGUAUCCUCGACGUGUACGCGGCAAUGCUUUAAAUUUCGUAAGUUUCCAGAGACACCGAUGUUUUAUUACGGAAACGAUAGCGUUUAUAAGGACAUUGUACAGACCAAAAUUUUCUAUCGAACUCUCCCGAUCUGUUUAACGCCCAUACAUGUGGUUUCUCUCUCUCUAGUGUACAUACAUAUAUACAUAUAUAUACAUAUAUAUGGAACCGAUGUGCGCCUUAAACAGAUCGGAAACGUUAAUGUCGACGAUAGACGAGAGAUACGCACGUAGUAGCAGUGCCGAUCCACGUGCGCGUGGAUCUAUUAUUAAACGAACAUCCUUCAUAUGCGAUUUAUAUGUAGUAACGAUUUAAUUUAAAUGCGUAUGAGUCUGCAUUUCUUUAUGGUAUGUCGUAGGACAUAUCGCGCGCGAGUAUCUUGGUUUUAAUGCUCCUUAACAAAAUCAUUUUUACCCAAUUUAGGUUUUCUCUCCGAUCUUCGUUCCUUUCGUUCUUGCUCGUGAAAGUUUUUCUAUUACAAUUAGGAAUAUCGCUAAGGGAUGUAGCGCUCUAUAAUCUUUUACGGUAUUUUAUUCAUAACGGGCACUCAGGACUAACGAGGUAGCCACAUUAUUCUUUGUAGUUUGUAGCAUGUUAUUCAAGUAUACGUUAAUACACGCCACCAUCCAUACAUGUACACACAUACACGCGCAUACAUACGUAAAUACGUACAUGAUUUAGUUGUAUCGCAUAUUCCGGACUUCUUCGAGUAGGAUUAUUCGGGGAUUGUCGUAAAUGUAGGAGCAUUCGUCAGAAAUAAGCAAGAGAUCUAUAAUCGUGUCACGAAUUUAUUAAGGUGAUUGCACGACAUCCGAAUCGACAAAAGCUUUGACGUGCCUUUUUUGGAGCAGUCUCAUUAUUUAUUAUUAUUCUUAUAUCAUUACUUUAGAUCGUCUUUGCAUUCAUCUUGUCAUUUUCAUCGCCAUCAUGCUCGUUGUCAUUUCCAUUGUCAUCAACAUUACUAACCAUCGUUGUUCUUCUGCCUGAUAUUUUGUUCUCAAUUGUGUAAAUAAUCUACUCCAGGCAGCAUGCCUUAUACUUGUGGUUUGAAACGCGAAAAUUAUGAAACCACAAUUUUGACAGAUUUAUAAAUUGUAUAUAAGUUUAACGACCUCUCAUUGACAUUUCUUUUUUCCAUUAACGCUUUGCAUUUUCGGUAAAGGGAAGAUAUACGAAUCAAGCACAAAUCAGAGUGAAAAGUAGAAAACGAAAAAAGAAAUGGGCAAGCGAUAGUUUCUGUUUUCAGAGUACAGAGUAGAGUAAUCUCUCUUUAAAUGCUGAGAGGAAGAGAGAAAGAGAAAAGCAUUCUGUGAAAGAAAUAUAUGCCAAACAGCAAUAAAGUAUCAUUAAUGGGUCUUACGAUAAAGAAUUUCUCGCGGAUAUCACAAACUCGUAUAUUACGCAUAUUUCCUUUUCCGCGUAUAUAGAUAUGUAGUUAUAACGAUACAUGGAGGGUUGAACGGAGGAUUCUAUUUAUAAAUAGUUUUCAUAAAACUUUGCAAUUAUAUUUUUCUCGUUCAAUCAUGUUCUUCCCUGUUGCAUUUUCCGAACUACAGUUCAACAUCUCACAUGAAUGGUUUUCACUCUAGUUUAUCGUUCUCAGGCGGCAUCAUAGACGCGGUACGCACACAUACACAUACACAUGUACAUCGUUCUUCAGGUACCGGCGUCGUUAUGCGCAACUGCUAAUACAUGUAUUUCGUGAUUUAAUGGAAUAACGCUUAUAGGCAUUGUUUCACUAAUUCUAUUAAUAUAAAUGUAUAGAAAGUUUGUAACGGUAAUAUUCGGCGUAUAUGGGAUUCAUUGCGGUAUGUUGUUUAGAGUGAUUCACGUCCAGAGUUUAAUUAGAGAUAUUUUACACGUAGAGCGAGAGUGUGGAAACGUGCAAAAGCGAAUGAGAGAGAGAGAGAGAGAAAGGACGAGAGAAAGAGAGGAGAAAAUUACAGAAUAUAUAUAAAGAUAUACAAUUAGUAGUGUAGGUGUAACGGAGUUUUAAACAUGUUACCGGUAUCAUUGAGAAGAGAGCCCUUUACGCGAUACAAUAAGUAAGCGACAAAACGAUAUACAGCUGCAAUUUAACUAUAUUUAACUUAUAGAGCAGGGCCGUUACGGCUAUCGGGUCCAUGAUAGCCUCGCAAAUCUCUCGAGUGCCUUUAUAUCGAGAGGCAUCAGAUGAAUCGACGUAAUCUAACGAUGCCGAACUUGCUUCGGCAAAAGCAACCCUAGAUUUCUUCAUUUCUUCUUGUUCUUCUUCUUCUUCUUCGUUUCUUACAGUUACGCAGUUUACUCCCCUGAUCUUAGAAUUGAGCGAUUUGCCCUUUUCGUAUACGCAUCAAUACGUUUGUACACGUUGUACGAGAAACAAGAAAAAAAAAAGAAAUAUUUAACCAACUCGAUGUGCCUGUUUAACGAAUAAUCGUAUUUACACUGGGUAAUUUACUGUAACGAGGAAAAGAGAAAGGGAUAGGUGGAGAGGGAGGUCCGUUCUUCUUUUUCUUCGACAUAGACUGAGCGCGCUAUGACGUAUCAGUGAAUCAUCGCAAUCAUAAAACCAUUUUGCUAAACGUGUUUGGGUGUUUCACCUCUCGGUCUCGGCAUAACGGAUCGGUCCGCGCCCAAUUGUACAUAUACAUACAUACAAUACAUACAUACAUAUAUGCUUCCACGUAUGACAGUAGGGAUACUCGCGUCGCAAGUUUGAGAAAAAAAAAGAAAAAAGGAAAAAGAUACUACCGUAACUGCGCCCUCCGCGCGAGCAGUCGCGAGAGGAGAACAUGAGUCGAGUCAUAUCCUUAGGUCUCUCUGGCGUCGGGCGCGCGUAAGGACGUGCGCGCACGUCUGGCACGUGCUCGUGUACGCGCACGUGGUACGCGCGCGGCCGAGUAGUCAUACCACGCGAUAGCGAUAAGUCUCAUCCCCCAUCUAUCCCGUCACCCCGCAUAAGUUCGCGCGCGUUAUACUAGAUCGACGAUGACUUUAGUCACGCUUUCUUUUUCACGAGCAGGCUUUGGCUGACGAUUUUUCGAGAGAUAACAAUAACGGGACGAUCGGAACGGCGUUUGUAGUCAUAUUACCGUUUUCGUCGAGCAUCCACGUGAGGAGGAGACCACGUGGCGGAGGGACAGGGUGGUGGGCACGCAGGUGGCAUUUUAGCCGGGUGACAUAUCGACGUAUUUUAAGGGUACAAAACGCGCACGGACCACUUUGUUUAGGUCGACCUGAUUUCCGUAUUGUACUGACUUGUAUUGUACCGUUCCGUUUGAGUUUCUGGAGUCGAUCGUCGGUCAACGCGUGCUCUCCGAGUCACGUUAACGCAUUUUUAUGGUCAUUUUAACGUUACACGAUGUAAAUAACAAGAAAAAAAACACGCUCAUAUACACACGCAUACACAUACAUACAAACACACAAAACUACCUAAGUAAAAAGAAGUAGAGACGCUAUAAAACGCUGUGUGGAAAGUUAAGUAAAAGAUACCGUAACUGUAUCAAUGGUUCUAUAUAGUUGUGAUAUUUUAUUAUAAUGCUGAUAGUCGUGCGCAGUUAACUUUGAACGGGUUCUCUCGCGUGCCCGACCAUAUAUAUAUAUAAAUAUAUAUACAUAUACAUACAUAUGUACAUACACACAUAUAUAUACUAUAUACGUAUGUAUGUAUAUAUAUCGCGAGACAAAGUAUAUAGGAAUAUCCUAAUCUUAAUACAUUGAUUAUACGCGGGAGGGAGAUCGAACGUUGCUGCAGUAAAAGUAAUUCAUGAUGACCGAAUAGGGCGAUUCCUCUUUUUUAAUUCCGAAGUCUAAGCUAUAUCGCAUGAACUUUCACGGAUGUUUCCUUUUGUCACCUCGGCAGCCUUCGGAGUAUCAUUUAAGGAAAUUCAACGUUCUGUGUACUUUAGAAACUAUUUCACAUUAGAAUUGUGCGACCGGCAAAUUUCCCCGCGAUACGAAACAGGUUUAUGCGUUGGUCGUGUGAUUGGCAUCGAUCUAAAAGCGACAACUGAUAAAUUUCAAAAUUGUAAUGUACUCAACCGCUCGCGCACACGCGGUCGUGCGCAAUCGUAACGUUUACUCCUUUCGUUAGUGUAACGACACAUAUUAGAAAUAGGUAUCUAGUUCUUUUAAUCGUUUUGGAAUAUGUACGUAUGUUUUUCUUAUUGCAUCCGUGGUGGGGGAGUGAUAUAUUAGUCUUAGAUGUAGUGCCUAAAGUGAUGAGAUUAAGUGUGUCCGAUAAUAAGAUUUAUUUAACGUAGAAUCUCCGAGUCGGUUCCGCGCCGGUGGGGAGAAAAAUUUUACUGGAUCGCGAACGAUCGCCCGAGGACUGAGGCUUGAUUUGAUAUUGAAAUUACCCGAUUGCAGAAAUUGGUGGUCUCAAUGUUAACGAGCUUGUGAUGAGAGGAAGGGACGGAGGCGAUCAGUAUAUUUUUUUGUGCACCGGCCGCGGAUUAUUUAUGCAAAAUGAUGCAAAAUCGGGAAAACGCUUGGGUGUGCUUAGCGUGGAAAGAUAUUCGUGUAAAUAUACGGUGAAACGGUAAAGAAAAAACGGUAAAGAAAAAAAGAAUAUAGAAUAAGGGGGCAGGCUUACAAUUUCAUUGUGGAGUUAGGAUUAUAAUAUUCAUCGCGUUAUACGGACAGUUCGUAUAAAAAUUAUUAUUAUCACUGUAAACAAAGUAACAUUGACUCUCACGAGAGAUAGAUAUGUAGCUAUAUUUAAAGCAUAGGAAAGAAUAACAUAUUUUUGGAGUUAAUAGAGGAUUGAUAUUGUACUGUGCUCCGUAAGUUAUUGAACGUUUCUCCUUCUUAGGUUCUCUCGGUCUCUAUUUGCUAGACUGCUCGUCGUAAUCGGACCGCAUUUACGAGUAUUAGACAAUUGUUAGCUAAACAUCAUUCAGCUUAGCCGGUAAAUCGAGUUCAUUAUCAAAUUAUAUCGAACGCUACGUAUUACCUUGCGAAUCACUCGAGUCUACUUGAAUAUAUUCGAUUGAAUGUCUUCUGAAACGUAUCUACUGUUAUUCCGAAAUGUUUAAUUUGUUAGAGAAUCUACACGUAGAUCUAAUAUUACAUUUACAUAUUCAACGUUCAAAAGAAGUGGUGUUUAAAAAUCGUGUAUUUACAUCUGAAAUUUAAAAUGUUUGAAAUUUGAUUCGACGCGGAGUGUAAUUAUUGAAGUUAUAAUCGUAGGGAAUUCUAAAAGUUGUCGUUACUAAGAUAAAUGAAGUCCGAUUAGAGAAGCAAGGAAUAAAUAGUCUGUCGCGCGGAUAAUUAUAAAGUAGGAAGCGACGAGAUUCAUUAUCUGACUGUUCUUCGAUGUUCUUAAAUGUUCACUAUUAUACUAUGGUAAUGUAACGGCAAAUAAUAAUCAACGGUGGGACUUGUACUAUAUACGUUUAUCGAUUUACGCAUAAUGCUGUAUUAUAAAGAUUAGUCAUAGGUGAAAAGAGAGAGAGAAAGAGAGUACCCUCGUGUGUAGACACAUGGUUGUUUAGAUCCUCUGGCCGUUUACGAGUUUCAUCUUCGCGUGGCUAACGUAGGCAACUCCUCUGAUUAGGCGUAUUGUUCUUUUGGCAUGGAAAAUAUUUCUCUCCACACGAGUCGAUAGCGAAUUUGGUGUUUUACAAAUCGAACGUUUUUAGACUCCUUCUUCCUCGUAACGUAGAGGACGAUUCACGAACUCUUAGUCGCAGGAUCGUUCGUGCAUUGGACCAGAUAGAGAUUGAUCUUUACACUCAUAUUUGUAGAAUCAAAACAAGAGAGGUACGUGCGUAAUUAGGGGACUCUUUUUUUUUACAAACGCAGCCCAUUCUUGGCUUUUUCGAGUCUCUCCACAUGUUUUGGUACGUACAUACAUUGAGGGGCCGAAAGCGUCGUCUCUUUUAGUAUCCAACGGCGUGCAAAGCCCGUAUUUUAACUACACUUGGUGUGAAAUGGACAGUAUUCGUUUCUUUAUUACUUAUUAUAUCUAGGCACGAUCCCUCUAGCCAUUGAAAUUAAGGAUAAUCGGCAUAAAACCGGGACAAAUUAUAACAGAGGCACAGAAGUAAAUAUAUAUCCGUCUUAUUUCGACCUCUAUAUACGAUUAUAAGCUGAGCUUGCUGCUCUUUGUCGACAAAAGCAUAUGUCUACGCUACGUAUUUGUACUGUGUGUAGAAUGCACGUCUCUUUCGUGUAUUUUAGUUGUACUACGAUGAGUAGUGAUAACGCGCAAGUUGCAUAAUUAUUGACGCGUCGUUAUAACAUUUAUUUCGACAUUAAGGCCCGGUUUGACCAAACAUCGUUUAACUUGAACCUUAGUUUAAUCCGUAUUUGUUUUCUUCUAAAGUAACAUUUGGAAAGAGGCAAAGAACGAAGUAAGCUGAGCUUAAAGUUAAACAACGUUGGUGAAACCGGGCCUAUAUCGUACAGAUUACCGUGAAUUCCUUUAGUUUAAGCAUUGAUCAAUUACGUUUCCGAUUAUACUCGAUAAUCUCCAACGUGGUAAUCGAAAUUUCUUAUAUUUACGCACCCAAUUGUCAUCUAGAUUUACUUGAAUUAAUUUGUUAGGACAUUAUAACUUUCAAUGGUUAACUUUAGACUGAUUUUACGAAGCAAUUCAGGCCUGUAUUUAUCGCGCGCUUAAUACUAAAUUUUUUGUUUAAUCUUAAGUUUUAUCUGUCCUGUGUUGAGGAAAAUCUUAAGAUAACCGAGUCUGUGUGUGCGAUUUUUAGUAUUAAACAUGAUUCACGAAUGCGAGCCUCAAUUAUCAGAAAUAGGGUCGAAUACAAUUCUCUACGAUCGCGCGCGUAUUCAAACUUCUUUUAGGGAAGAAUUUUCGUAGCGUUGCCUUACUAAUGAAUUAUUAUAUCGAUAUAUGCGAUAAUUGUUAUACGCGACAUUCAUUCAUACAUACAUACAUACAACGCAAACUUACAGACAAGUACGUUGCCGAAUAAAUUAAUUGUUAAAGUCAUCGAUUAACAUUUACUAUCUGCCAAAUCUCUUUCUCUUACACGAACGACGAACAUCACGCAAACACACAUCACGAGGGAUCCACGUCGCGGGUACAUUUAGAGGCGUGCGAACGUGUCUGGGGAUGAUGGAAAUUGUCAUUUGGUUUGAGAUAAGCCAGGAGACGUUAUCAGCGUUUCUAGCUCCUCCUGCGACGUGGAUCUCUCUUUGGACCACAUGUACAUGCAUACGCCAAGAGUAUAGUAACCCUAAUUGAUCGUCCGAAGUGACGAGUAAAGUGAAGUUUCUAAACUACGAUUAAUAAUAGUGUAUAGAGCGUUUUUGAGCUUUCGAGGCUUCCCCGAGUCUCUCAAGAUAUUAUAAUUCGAACCCAGAACCAUCUCCGCUUGCGUAUGUGGUGGCCCGCUUCUUUGCAGGCCCGUCGUAGUGCCACGAACGGUAUCACGUUGAAAAUAUCUAAGCACGAAUAGCCUAACACGAACUUGAACGUUUUCAUCCGAGGUAAUUUGUGACAUUAUAAUGUAAACGAGAUGUUAAAUGUUCGCCUCUUUACGACUGUCAUCUCCAAAUUUAGGGAAACGAAAUUGUGCUGCGAAUUUGCUUAGUAAUCCGUUUCCGUUUGCAAUUACACAUCGGUCAAUUAAUUGAGCAAUCGGCUACUGUUGAACAAUCAACCCGUUGCUCAUUGUAGCAGAUACAAUAAAUUCGAGUCGCGAGGUACACCUUCGUAAAAAAGUUAUUCCAUUCUAAUCUGCCAUCAAUACAUCAAUGUGUCUCAAUUAUUGGCUGAGCUUCGAAAUUUCUUUAUAUUUGACAUUUACAUUUACGUCUCUGGCAAUGUAUUUUUAUUCAUAAUUUACACGAGAGAGUUAUGAAAAUAAUUGGCAUUGAUAUGCAAAUUAAAGCAAUGUAGAAUUAGUGUCUUCAGCAGAAACAUAGUUACUAUAAAGUAUAAUGGAAUUACGGGCUUUAGAAUAGACUUAGGUAGAGCGUGCCUUGCGUUAUCGCGAUACCGACAUCGCUGAAUGUCAACCCUCUUCGGGAUCGUGUUCGUGCUGAUCCGUACUCGGGCACUCGACAGGUGUGUAUCGUGUGCGGUUGCUCGUUUAAAAGUACAUGUAUAAUUAUGUAUGUAUAUUGCAAAGUAUAUAUGUAAUUAUAUAUGCAUGCAUCUAUACAUAGAUAAUAAACAAAUGUGAAUAUACAUACAUGCAUAUAUAUUAUAAAUAUUGCAUCCACUACUAUAAAUAUUAUACAUAUUACAUAACGAAGCUUGUGUACGUGCGACGGAUUAUUCCGGAGGUCGACCAGAGUACAAAGCGUAGAUUUAGUUUGGCCUCGGUAAUACUCUGCGCACGAAGUCGAAUCGACGUCAUCGACGAAUGUUAGUACUGAAACAUAUUGUUUAACAGAAAAAGAAAAGUAUGCGUAGUGUAGAGUAAUUUCUGUCGGCCGCCACGUUGUUAAUAUCGUCACAUCGACUGAGAACGGGAUCGUCUGCUUCUUCAUUGACAAUAAGCGAGAGUUACGGCGGAUAUAUCCAUCGGGACGAGUAAACCUUCUCUGAUAAAAAUUUUCGAAUUUGGAUACUCUUGUUUGACGAAUAAUGACUGCAUUUAAUCCGCGCGAUUAACGUUAAUAAUAUCCGACGUGCCGUAUCGGGGGGGGGGGGGAGAGAGAAAUUCGAUAUAGAGAGAGAAAAUUCCGACUCUCGAUCGAUGCGGCGUAACAUUUGGCAAAAUAAUACACCGAACGUAUGUCUAAGCUACCAAAAAAUUCUAAUCUCGUCGCGAUGUAGCUCGUGACUGUCGAGAAACGGCAACCGCAGGUGCGGAGGAUAAAAGUGAAAAAGGGAGGAGAGACCGACGAUCACUUGGCCGAUCUUGAGGCGCCCAUCGGCAGUCGCGAGUUCCUCGCUCUUCCGAUAAUAGGGAUUUUAACAAUCGGUGACGACUUGACAACUAUAGAGAGCGUUUCUGAAUUUUUUAAGUCGCGCAUCGACAUUAAGGUGCAUAUAUCCUGUGGGCGCGAGAGGUCCAUUUGAUAUUUAUAUUUUAAUACACACACACACGAGCCGAUUAUAUUUAGUGUAUUGUAAUUAUCGAAUAUAUUGAUCACCGUCCCGGUCGUUCGCCCGCUCGUCGCGUGGUCCCACCGGAAGGGCCGCCGACCUCGGUUGGGGGUCAACUGGGACGCGGAGUGAAGAACGGGCGAAUGACCGGCGCGAGCCACGGUUUUCUGUAUAUUACUGUAGUAUAAUAAUCAAACACUAAAGACUAAUGCUUAAGGUGAUCGAUGAGGCUCCGUUGUAGCUCGGAGUCGCGCAAGUGUAUUUGAAUUAUUAUGCAACCUAAAAAAUACGUGAGAGAGAGAGAGAGAGAGAGAGAAUGAAUACAGAGUAGAAAGAUGAGAAGAAAAAUAAAGAAAUACAUUUGACUAAUUAACAAUCGGGUAUACAGCAGCGGUACAGACAUCACUGUGUCUUAGUUCGUAAAUAAAUGCGGAUGCCCGCGGGCAAUCUGUGAACUGA